GAAACUCCUCCCGAAUCCCAGCUCCGGCAACGGAACGCAAGAAACAGGAAUACCGAGGAAUCAGGAAACACGGAGAAACAAUGCAAUAACCGACUAAAAGACUGUUUGGAGUGAAAAUCACAGGAGAUCAGCAGUUUCUGAAAUACUUGGACCAAUCCAUCUGGAACCAACAACCGUGCCACAGCCAAGUACAAGAAAUGCAGACUUGAAGGCAACCUCCUAGUUAGUGAGAGAUAAACGUGUUCCUGAUGAGAUGGGGUUUGGUCAGGACUUGAGAAACUCCCACGAGGGCCUAAUCAAACUGCAGGACGGGGAACUGAAGCUUCUAGAAACAGUGAAGCGGUUCAUGACGCUUCGUGUUAAGAGUGACAGGGAGUAUGCAUCACUCCUCCUCAACAUUAGCCAGCAGGUGGACAAGCAAGACAACUCCUCACAGAUCCACUACAUCAGCACCGUCUCCAAGUCAUGGGCUCAGAUGGUACAGCAGACAGAACAGCUUAGUAAGAUCAUGAAGUCUCAUGCUGAGGAGCUGAAUUCUGGCCCACUGCACCGCCUCACCAUGAUGAUCAAAGACAAGCAGCAGGUGAAGAGAAGCUACCAAAGUAUACAUCAGCAGAUUGAGUUUGAACUGAACAAGGUUACAAAAACGGACAUUGAAAAGCUGAAAGGUACAUACAGACAAUUAAUUAAAGAUGCUCAUAGUGCCAAAGAAAAAUACAAGGAGGCAAUUAUGAAAGGUAAGGAGCCAGAGAAGGCCCGUGAGCGCUACGACAAAGCCACCAUGAAGCUACACAAUCUGCACAACCAGUAUGUGCUGGCUGUGCGAAGUGCACAGCUGCAUCAUGAGCACUAUCAUGAAAACACACUCCCUCUGCUUCUUGAUUCUCUGCAGAAGAUGCAAGAGGAAAUGGUCAGCGCCUUAUCCUCCAGAGAGGAGAGAGGGCAGCCGAUGAUCUUCUGGGCCGUAGUGACGACCCUCUGGAGCGCUUUCCUGUCUCCUACUGUGCAACUAGAAAACCACACACAGAAACAAAAGGGGAUACUUGAGGAGUAUAGUGAAAUCACCAGUCUCUUAACAGAUGAAAUAGUGAAGGUCCACAAAGAAAUACACACCUCUAUUGAUCAAAUUGAUCCUGCAUCUGAGUAUGAUGGCUUCAUUGAAGUGUACAGGUCACCUGAAACCAACGAACCUAAUGUAGAAUUUGAUGUCUCCCUAUUAGAGGAAACGGAGAAUCUUCAAGCCAAUGAGAUUCUAUGGAAUAAUUUGACAGCGGACAGUUUACAGGCAAUGCUAAAGUCUACAACAGAAGAGCUUGCCUUGACCCAAAGGAGUCUACAGAGUAAAGAGGACCUUAUGGUAGACUUGCAGAGCAAAAUUGAGGAGUACACCAAAAGUUGUGAGAAGAAGUCUGAUAAGGUGCUGUUGCUCAGUCAGAAGCAGUCUCUGGAGGAACUAAAACAGAUGGUGCAACUCUUGCGCUGCUCAGAAGCGAAACUAAGUUCCCAGAAGGAGAUGCUGGAGCACAAGAUGCAGGAGAAUGAGGGCAAGGAACCUCCAACUGUUGCCAAUUAUGAGGAGGAUGCACGAUCAGUCAACUCGAUGGACAAAAGUAAAGACAGAAUAUCAAAGUUUGACACACUCCGCCACUCUAUUGCUGGCAUCAUCCGUUCACCAAAGUCUGUACUGGGCUCAUCCUCAUUCAUUGAUGUGAUUCCCAUCAGUGAAAAGCCAUUGGGGGAACAGGAGUGGUACCAUGGGGCAAUUCCACGUACAGAGGCCCAGGAGCUGCUUAAGCAGCAGGGAGACUUCCUGGUUCGUGAGAGCCAUGGCAAGCCUGGCGAGUAUGUACUGUCGGUCUUCUCAGAUGCCCAGCGCAGACACUUCAUCAUUCAGUUUGCAGAUAGUCAGUAUCGAUUUGAAGGCACUGGAUUUCCCACCAUUCCUCAGUUGAUUGAGCACCACUACUCUACAAAACAAGUCAUUACUAAAAAGUCUGGAGUCAUGCUUUUAAAUCCUGUCUUAAAGGAUAAAAAAUGGAUUCUCAAUCAUGAGGAUGUCAUUCUUGGGGAACUUCUAGGAAAGGGCAAUUUUGGUGAGGUGUUCAAAGGAAUGUUGAGGGAUAAGACACCUGUGGCUGUGAAGACUUGUAAAGAGGAUCUCCCCCAAGACCUCAAGAUCAAGUUUCUUUCAGAGGCGAGGAUCCUUAAGCAGUACGAUCAUCCCAACAUUGUGAAGCUAAUAGGAGUUUGUACGCAAAGACAGCCGAUUUAUAUAGUGAUGGAGCUUGUGCCAGGAGGUGACUUUCUGUCCUUUUUGAGGAAGAAGAAGGAAGACCUCAAGAUAAAGCAGCUACUAAAAUUUUCUCUAGAUGCAGCUGCAGGAAUGGCUUACCUGGAGCUUAAGAACUGUAUCCACAGGGAUCUAGCUGCACGGAACUGUCUGGUGGGGGAGAACAACCUUUUGAAAAUCAGUGACUUUGGCAUGUCACGUCAGGAAGAUGAUGGGAUUUAUUCAUCUUCUGGCUUCAAGCAAAUUCCUAUCAAGUGGACUGCACCAGAGGCACUAAAUUAUGGGAGAUACAGCUCAGAGAGUGAUGUGUGGAGCUAUGGGAUCCUGCUCUGGGAGACAUUUAGCCUGGGAGUAUGUCCUUACCCAGGCAUGACCAACCAGCAAGCCCGUGAGCAGGUUGAAAAAGGUUACAGAAUGUUGUGCCCACAAAAGUGCCCAGAUGAGGUCUACAAGAUUAUGCAGAGAUGCUGGGAUUACAAACCUGAAAAUCGCCCCAAGUUUGCUGAAAUUCUUAGGGAACUGUCUUCAGUCAAGAAAAAAUAGCUCCAAAUUUGGUCAUGGCCAACAAUCUGAAGCCAUACAUGCGAUUUCUCACUUAUUCACAAAGAGAAAUACCCAAAUGUUUUUCUAUCAUGUCCAUUGCUACAUAAGAUUCUAUUUUGCACAUUUCUUGUUACAUGACUGAAUUGAUGUUUUUGAGCCAAUGCCAGGGAGCUAGGUGUUGACUAUUCAUGUAAAAAUCAGUAUUUCGACUGUAUACUGUAUAUUUCUAUAACUCCAGAGAGAUACUGAAUAUUGUAAAAGGUAUUCAAUAUUAGAGAAUUUUUUUUAUGUCCAAUUUGCAUUCUACUUACCAUGUUGCUGAUAACCAUGAUACCAGAGAGAAAACAAGGUUGACCAAUUGUUUUGGUAAUUGUUACGAUAUUUCUGCUACACCCUCUUGCUUUUCUUACAGCCUUUUUUCUGUUUCAUAACUCACAAAGCCACUUCAGAGCAGUUUUGCUUCAAAAAUAUAAAAUUAGGUUUAUGUGGUAUUGAAUCAAUUAAAAUAGGUGAACUAUACUUCAUUCAGGACUGUUUGUUUAAGGAUUACUUAAAAUUUAGUCUUGUAUAAUACAUUACUGAGUAUAAUUUAUGGAACAUGUUGAGAACAAAAUGUUCAAACUCAACAGACUGGCCUUUCACAUUAAGUGCAAUCAUUCUUUGUGUUGAAUGGACUAAUGUGUAAUUAUGUAAAGCCUGUCAGAGAUAACCUCUGCUUCAGUGAAGGUUCUUCAUUUUAGAGGCAUGUAAUUUUGAUAACUGGACUGCAUAGGUUCUAUAUAAGUUUCUAAGCAAGUAAGAGAUCCAUGCUGAGAUGUUACAUUACUACAUGUGUAUUUUACUUUUAAGGUCUGUGAAUUAGCAGCCAAAGCUAAAAAAUUUAACUCUGUGAAUGUUUGAGUUUGUAAUUUUUAUUUUAUGACAAAGCAGUUUUUGAAAAAUGAAUUUGGAAAGUAUUUGAUGCACAUUUAGCUUCAGUAUAAUUACAUGAAAACAUCCAUUGUGUAUUGGGAAAAACUGAUAUACCUUUUGCAGUUUAUUUUCCCUUUAAAAUACCUUUGCAGUUUAUUUUCUAAUUCUCUCUCCUGAUCAUCAUCUCUGCUACUUGGUUGAAUAGUCCCUUUCAAAUUAUUUCCUCUGAAUUCCUGAAUAAUAAAUGAAAUUAUUACUUUUAUAAGGUGUACUCUGACUACAUUCAUUUUGUAAAUACUGUUCUAGACUGUAAUAAUUUUGUUGGUGUUUUUUGCAAAUCAUAAUGAAUUAAACGUCAGUGACUUUUUAGUUCCUAUAUGGCCAGGCAUCACUGUGUUCUUACAUAAUAAAACAUUUGCACAUUUUAAAUACGUAAAAAUCAUCCUGGUGUCACAUGUGUUGUUUGAAAAGGUUGGCCUUCUUGUGAAAUGUCUGUACUGAUUGAUCCAAACUCUGUCCUGAGUUUGUAUCACUCAACACUCCAUGUACUCUUUCAGGUUCGUCCAUCACAUGAUAGAAUAAUUACCAGUGGCUUCUGAUGAGAUGUGGUUACAUUACCUUAAAACUACUGCUGAGUGAAGUGUUGUGUUUUCCCCUUAAUUUUGUAUUCAGAGACCAGUCAUUGUAUUUAUUUCAAAUUACUUUUAUUCUUUGUAGUUUUCUUAUUUUAUACUAUUCAUCAGAACUACUACUGUCAAUGCAUUUUCCAUGGAAUAUUGAUUUUUUUUUUCUCACUACACUGACCUACCUAUUUUCUUAUAGUUGCACCAUAUGGCUUAAUAUUCAAAUUGUACAGAAAUGCCAAUUAUCAGUGCUGUACAAAAACAAUGUAUAAUAUCAUAGUGAUUCAAGAAUUAAUUUUAGACUUUGUUCUAACAUUACGUAUGGGAAUAGCAUAUUUGUGAUGUACAUUUUAUCCUAUAUUACUAGUGUUGCUGUUUUAUCCUGUGUAGAAGUAUUUCCAGAGUUUUAUGUAGCUUGAGUAUUUUCCUGUAACAUACCUUUUUGAAUUUUGAUUGCACCUAUGGCCAUGUAGGAAGAUAUUCCUUUGCAAAACAUUCCUAUAAAGGUAAUCGUCGGACUGUAGUCAACACCCAAUAACUUUUAAAUGCAACAUGCAUUGUUGUUUUGUUUUUUAAAUUGUUAAAUAAACUCACCACAAAAAACAUA
This is a messenger RNA of Neoarius graeffei (lesser salmon catfish), 4975 nucleotides long. It is a transcript of the gene fer, whose product is annotated as fer (fps/fes related) tyrosine kinase. The record is from RefSeq and is a predicted model, not a curated record. The coding region runs from base 254 to 2833 and encodes 859 amino acids. Lineage: Eukaryota; Metazoa; Chordata; Actinopteri; Siluriformes; Ariidae. Gene Ontology annotation, biological process: regulation of mast cell degranulation; chemotaxis; peptidyl-tyrosine phosphorylation. Gene Ontology annotation, molecular function: non-membrane spanning protein tyrosine kinase activity; ATP binding. The transcript has 21 exons.